CGGUGAAGAUUGAGCACCAGCAAAAUUAUCCUUGUGAGGGUAAAACCCAUGCCCGACGUUUACAAUUACAUGUUUUGUUUGGAAAAAAUGGUGUGGGAGUUGGGUGGGUAAUUCGGCUCAGUCUCACAGUCACAGCCCAUCUUAUCGUUUCCACUCCGAGGGAGAGAAAGAAUGAUGAAGCUUCUACACGUUACGCUUAAGCCUUAUAAGGGAGUCUGCUGUCUCUCCAAGGAGCCAAAUCCAGUUUCUGUUCCUGAAAGUAAUGAUAAAGUUAAGUUUCUCAAGAACUUAGCUCCACCUCUAGUGGCUGCUUUCCUCGCUUUAUCUCCAAUGGCUUAUACCCCAGAUUCACUAGGACAAACCAUAGAUGUACAAAGAGGAGCUUCUUUGUUUGGCAACGCUUGCAUUGGAUGUCAUACCGGAGGUGGAAACAUAAUCCAACCGGGUGCAACACUCUUCCUAAAAGACCUACAAAGAAAUGGACUAGACUCAGAAGAUGAAAUUUACCGUGUUACAUAUUAUGGGAAGGGGAGAAUGCCGGGUUUUGGAGAAAAUUGCACACCUAGAGGUCAAUGUACAUUUGGUGCUCGUUUAAAGGAUGAGGAAAUCAAGCUUUUAGCAGAGUUUGUCAAAUUACAAGCAAAUCAAAACUGGCCAGAAAUAAAUGGCGUUGAUGAAGAUUGAGCCAAACGGAAGAAUCCAGGGUUAAAUUUUUGAGAAAUUUACACUCCACAACAUUUUUUACAAAUUAAUUACAAAAAUACCAUACAUAAUUUAAUUUUACAUAAAUACCUUGUUUUUUUU
This is a messenger RNA of Humulus lupulus (European hop), 804 nucleotides long. Its product is annotated as cytochrome c6, chloroplastic-like. Gene Ontology annotation, molecular function: electron transfer activity; heme binding; iron ion binding. Bases 172 to 684 code for a protein of 170 amino acids. The record is from RefSeq and is a predicted model, not a curated record. The transcript is spliced from 6 exons. NCBI's taxonomy places the organism in Eukaryota, Viridiplantae, Streptophyta, Magnoliopsida, Rosales, Cannabaceae.